Messenger RNA from Salarias fasciatus (jewelled blenny), 5638 nucleotides. RefSeq names its product zinc finger CCCH-type containing 13 (gene zc3h13). Gene Ontology annotation, molecular function: metal ion binding. The record is from RefSeq and is a predicted model, not a curated record. Lineage: Eukaryota; Metazoa; Chordata; Actinopteri; Blenniiformes; Blenniidae.
CAGAAUGUCCAAGAUCAGGCGGAAGGUAACAGUGGAGAAUUCAAAAACCAUAUCUGAUAGCAGCAGCACCACCACAACCAGCAGCACCGCCAACCCCGCCGUCCCCUCCCGCAGGCCCAGUGUGUUCGAACGACUCGGGCCCAGCACUGGGAGUAAUGCUGCUGAUAGUCAGUGCAGAAAUUGGCUGAAGACCGGUAAUUGCAUUUACGGCAACACUUGUCGCUACACACAUGGAAGUCAGCCGCGGGGCAAAGGAUUUAGCUUCAGCCGGUCAACUGAGAGGCCCACAGGUGAUCUGCGGGAGAGGAUGAAGAAUAAAAGACAAGAUGUUGACCCAGAAAACUCAAAACGAGACCUAGACGAGCCCACGUCCCCCACAGUGAGAAGAGAGUCCUCCAGAGGUCGACACCGGGAGAAGGAGGACAUAAAGAUCACAAAGGAGCGAACCCCAGCCAGCGAAGAAGAAGAGCCCACAGAGGGGAAACAAACCACUCGGACAUCGGAGGACUACGACUACGAGCUAUCCCUGGAGAUGAAGCGCCAGAAGAUUCAGCGCGAGCUGAUGAAACUGGAACAGGAGAUGGAUAAGAGAGAAGAGAUCGUCAUUAAGAAAGCUGAGACUCCCACAAAAUCCAGAAAUGUCUCUUGUAAAUCUCAGGCCUCUCCCGAGCGGUUGAGCUCCAAAGGCUCACCGUCAUCCAGAAAGUCCAUCACCCCCCCAAAACACAAGAGUGGAACCAAAGGGGCGGGCUCCGGGAAGAAAGAGAAGAAGGCCUUGGUGUCGUCACCAGCCUCCGAGACAACCAGAUUGUUUCAUGAAGAGAGAUGCUGUGUAUUAUUGUGAAACAGAUCCUCAAAGGGGGGCCACAGCAAGAAGAAAGGGCCCCGCACCCGUCCUCCGCCACCAGUCCCUCUGGACCUGCCUGUGAUCGGGAAGAAGCACAAAGGAAAACAAAACAAGGAGAAGUCUGAGGAGAAGCAGAAGGAGGAAAAGAUCGAGGACGAGGACACCGAGAAGCACAAGGAGAAGAAAGAGAAACGCCGGGACCGAUCGGACAGUUCCCACAAGGCCAAGAGGUCGGUGACGUCGGAGGAGCGCUCGGGCAGUGUGCCGUUUGCCUCCAGGGGGGCGUCGCCCGCAGCCAGGAAGAAAUCCGCCUCGCCCAAAGCCUCGUCUCACAAGAGCGCCGCUCUCGCCUGCUCUCCCCCGAGGUCCCCCUCCCCUCCUCGCCACCAGCACACGCCCACUCCGCCGCGCCACCGCUCCCCGUCCUCCCACUCGGGCUCCUCCGCCCACAGACACUCUCCGUCCCCGCGGCGGCGGCGCUCGUCCUCCCCCGCCUACCACCGGAGCUCGGCGGCGCAGGCCUCCACCUCCUCGCCCCCGAGCUCCCGCCGCUCCCGCUCGCCCGCCCCCUCCCACGACCCCUCCCCGCCCCCCCGGCGGUCCGACCGGUCCAGCCCCGGCCGGCGGCACUCCAGGGGCAGAGAGCGGAGCCGGGGCGAUCGAGAGAGGAGCCCGCCCGCCCAGGACCGCAGAUACGAGCGCAGAGAUGACAGCCGCAGCAAGAGAGACAAAGACGGCGUCCGCGACGACCGCGACUACGACUCCGAGCAGGCGUCUUCACGAGACGACCGCGACGGCAGAGACGGGGACCGAGGGAGGGAGGCGGUCCGGGAGUUCCGCGACAGCCGAGACGUGAAGGAAUCUCGAGACGGCCGCUCCGGCCGCGAGUCUCUGGAGAGACGCGACCGCGAGCGGGACCGGGACAGGGAGCGGGAGAAGGACCGGGACCGGGACAAGGACCGCGACAGAACCGAGUCCCACAGGAAGGAGGAGGCGGCUCAGGACGACCGGGGCUACGGGCGAGGCCACGGCCGCGAGGACGUGAGGACGGAGCGCGCCGACAGGAAUGGGCGUGGCCGAGGACGGGCCAAUGAGACGACUGAGAAAGGCUCCAACAGAAACUCCCGCGGCUCCCAGCUGGACUCCCAUGAUGCCUGGGAGUCCCGCAGCAGCGCCGCCCGCGAGCGCAGCGCCGAGAGGAGCUCCGAGAGGGGCUCCGACCGAGACCGCUACGACAGCGACAGGAGGGCGGAGCCAGCCAGGGACUCCUCCUACGACCGCAGGGGGGGCCACAGCGAGCGGGACCGCCGGGACAACAGAGACCGAGACCAAAGAGGAGCGACUCCAAACAGACAUCAGGGCCGGUCGGACGAGUCGGAGCGCGAGGAGAGGAGGGACGACCGCAGGCCCGAGCGAGCCGAGGACAGGCGGGACGACCGGACCCGGGAGCGGGACCGGGACCGGGACCGGGAGAGAGAGCGAGAGAGGGAGAAGGAGAAGGACAGAGAGCGGGAGAGAGAGAAGGAGAGGGAGGCCGAGAGGGAGAGAGAGAGGGCCAGGGAGCGAGAGCGUGAGCGGGAGAGGGAGCGAGAGAGGGAGAGGGAGAGAGAGAGGGAGAGGGAGGAACGGGAGAGGGAGAGGGAGGAGAGAGAGCGAGAGAGGAAGGAACGGGAGAGGGAGCGAGAGAGGGAGAGGGAGCAGCGGGACCGAGAGAGGCAACGGGAGUGGGAGGAGAGGGAGCGGGGGAGGGAGGAGCGGCGGGAGAGGAGGGAGGACGCCCGAGACGAGCGGCCGGUCCGAGACGUCAGGGACGAACGGAAGAUGAGGCGAGUCCGUAAGAGAGCCCGGGUGGAGAGCAGCCCGAGCCCCCGGCCGUCGCCCAAACGCCCCGCUCGAGACCUCAGCCCGGCGGACAGCGACGGCUACAACAGCGGCGAAGACAAAAACGGAGAUAAGCACCGCCUCCUGAGUCAGGUGGUGCGGCCGCAGGAGCCCCUGUUACGGUCGCCGCCACGGGCCGCCUCCGACGAGAAGGCCCACUGGAAGGAGGAGGAGCGACGGGUCGCGGGGACAAGCGGGAGGCCGCGCGCACGCCACGACGACCCCGGAGCUGCGGGGCGGCGAGCGAAGCAGGGGGGCGACCGGCGGGCGGAGCACCUCUCGGACAUCCUGCCCGACUCCCGCGGCCGAGGCCGGGACCAGCGGGACGCCACCCCGCCUCCUCCCUCGGCCCUCGCCGCCGCGAGCGACAGCAGAGACCCCGGCGGCACCCAGUCCCACGAGGAGGGCAAGAAGAAGACCAAGUCGCAGAGGAAGGGCCUGAAGAAGGGCCGCAAAGAGGAGGAGGCGGCCGGCGGCAACGGUCCGGCGGCGGCCGGGGAUCUGUGCAACCCCGAGCCGCCGCCGGGGGCAGCGGCCGACGGGCCGCCGCCGCUGCACUCCCCAAGAAAAAUAGCGAAGAAGAAGCCGCUGGACCGCAAGAGGAAGCGCUCUCGAGGAGAGUCGGACGUGUCCGAGGAGGAGACGGUGACCCACCAGCCCCACGGGAAGAGGAAGCGAGGCCCCCGGACCCCGCCGCCCUCCCUGAGACCCGACCACCGCGGCCCCGGGGGCAACGCCGACCCCUCCCCGCUCUCCAAAAUGGACAAUUUCAGUGACUGGUCAGACGAGGAGGUGAGCGACCGAGGGGGUCCUCUGGAAACGCAGGCCCCCCCUUUCCCUGUGGAGAGGCCCCCCGCCGAGCCCCUGAGACGAGGAGCCGGCCCCCGGAUGGGCAGGGACAGAGAGCGCUGCAAUCCGGCCCCCAUCGCCCCCCUGCUGUCUCAGGACCCCCCCAUGCUGCUGCAGACCCUGACCCCCCAGCCGCUCAUGUCUCAGCCGCUGCUGCGGAAGCCGCCGCCGGAGCCGGCGCGCAGCAGCAGCCUGGGCAGCAACCAGAGCCGCGCGUCGUCGCGCCGCCUGCGCUCACCCUCCAACGACUCGGCGCACCGCGACGACCUCCCGGGGCCCAGGUCGCGCGGGGCCGGCCGCAGGGGCGGUUCCCGGGACCGGGACCGGGAGAGGGAGAGGGAGAGGCCGGGGGUGAGCGAUCCUCCCGGAGCCGAGAGGAAGUCCCGAAUCGACCAGCUGAGGAGGGGCGAGCCGAGCCGCAGCACGUCGUCAGGUAACCCGGACUCCCGCAGCCACAGCUCCAGGCGCAGCUCUCCGGACUCGGAGCGCCAGGCCAGGUCCCGGUCCCGAGCCGGCUCCUACGACAGCCGCGAGCGCGGAGAGCGCGAGCCGUUCGAGCGCGACAGAGAGCGCGAGCGGAAGGACCUGCGACCCCAGCAGCCGGCGCCGGCGCCGCAGCAGCCGCCCCUCCUCCUGCAGCAGCCGCUGCAGCAGCAGAGGGACUGGAGCCCGAGCCCCGGGACUGGCCCGGGCCCCGGCCCCGGCCGCGGCCGCGAGCCCCCUGCUGAUGCGACCCGCCGCGAGCCGCUGCUGAGGGAGCGGGACAUGAGGGAGGAGCGUCUCCUCCCGAGGGUUCUCCUCCAGCAGCACGAGCGGGACAGGGAGCGGGACCGCGGCGGACAGAGACGGGACAGGAUGAUGCUGAUGGACCUGCCGCCGCACGGGGACCCCCGGGCCCAGGGCCGAGCGAGGCAGGACCGGAGCGACUACGAGCCCCUGCUGCCGCGGGACCUUCAGCCCACAGAGAGGAGAAAACAGAGCAACAGCCAUCAUGUCAUCGAGCAGCGUGAGCCCGAGAAGGCAGACAGCAUCGAUGGAGACGACGAUGGCAAAGAGGACGACAGUCAGUCAGUGGCGUCUGUUGGCGAGGAGUACGAACCGAUCAGCGACGACGAGCUGGAUGAGAUUCUGGCCGACAGUCAGAAGAAAGAGGAUCAGCAGGAGGAGGAGAAGAUUUCAGGUCCUCUGGAUGUGAUCGAUGUGGACUGGUCCAGCCUGAUGCCCAAACAGAAGCAGGAGCCCCGGACGGCGGGGGCGGCGCUGCUCCGCUUCACCCCUGGAGCGGUGCUCCUGCGAGCCGGCAUUUCCAAGCGGCUCGCCGGCCCCGAACUGCUGGAGAAAGUCAGAGAGGUGUGCAAGUCUGAGCUGGACGACCCCAAAGAUGCUGACAAGCUGUUCGAGCACGACCCGGGCGCCCUGAACAUGGCGGCCCUCAACAGGCGGGUGGAGAGGGACGGCUUGCUCAGCAACCUGGGGCCUUGUUGCAAGGCCCUGUGCGCCCGCAGAGACUUCGCCAUCCGCCGGCAGUUGCUGAAAAACGAGAAGGGUCUCACCAAGCAGUAUCCACAACGCCGGUGGUGGACCAGCGAGCUGCUGCAGAUGAGCAUGCGGCUCUUCAGGAGGACUAUGGCCGGUCAGCCCACGGCUCCGGAGAGGUCGGACAGUGGGCCGACGCCGGCAGCCGAGGCGGCUGAAGGUGGCGGCAGUAAGAUAAACACAGCAGCUCAGGCAGAGAUGUGUGUGUCCUGAGAGAGAGCGAGAGAGACGUCGAAGUGUUUCUUUAACCCUCAGUCUGUUCUGCCUCGUGUCAUAAUGUGUAGCCUUAUUAGGAACUAAAAAUGGAGACUCGGUGAUACUUGUUUUCAUCUGUAAUUGCAGACUGUCAAACUCGCUGAUGGAGAUGUGCAACCAACCAUGUACACACCUUUCUGGAUUCAUGUUUUUUUGUGUUUCACAGCAGACUUUUAAAUGUCAGUCCUUAACCGAGUUUCAAUUUCGGAUUGAUUUUCAUCACCUGUGCUUCAGUUACUGUAACUGUGCAUUAAAAUUGUUAGAUGAUCA